Molecule: messenger RNA, 2505 nt
Organism: Pistacia vera
Lineage: Eukaryota; Viridiplantae; Streptophyta; Magnoliopsida; Sapindales; Anacardiaceae
Product: polyadenylate-binding protein 3
Exons: 7
Coding region: 273-2153 (626 amino acids)
Cellular component (GO): ribonucleoprotein complex; nucleus; cytosol
Molecular function (GO): mRNA 3'-UTR binding; poly(A) binding; poly(U) RNA binding
Source: RefSeq, a predicted model, not a curated record
UUUGCUCUUCAGAGGAAAAAAAAAAAAAACUAAAAAACAAAAAAAAAAAGAAAAAAAUUACCAAAAAUAACCAAAAAAAAAGUUGAAUAAAUAUUUACAAAAAUAUCGAAAUUCACAUUCCAUUUAUAUCAAGGCACACUCCAAACCCUAGUUUUUAUCUGUAAUCGUCUCGGCUUCAGAUUUUUUUUUUUUUUUGGUACAGUUUGAGGAUCAUUCUUCUAGUUUCAAUUUUUGUUCUUGUUGUUCGGUUUGAUUGAGUGAGAGAGGGAGAGAUGGCAACAGCGGGAGUAGCCGCGGCAGGUACGGCGGUGGCGACGGCGACGGCGGCGUUCGGAAAUGUGUCGCUGUACGUAGGGGAUCUGGAGGAGAACGUGAACGAGAGCCAAUUGUAUGAUCUGUUUAGCCAGGUGGCUCAGGUGGUCUCUGUUAGGGUUUGCCGUGAUCAAAACAAGCGAUCUUCGCUCGGUUAUGCGUAUGUCAAUUACGCCAAUCCACAAGACGCUGCUAAUGCCAAGGAGAUUUUGAACUUCACUCCUCUCAAUGGGAAACCUAUUAGGAUUAUGUAUUCUCAUCGAGAUCCCAGCAUCCGCAGAAGUGGAUAUGCCAAUGUUUUUAUUAAGAACCUGGACGUAUCAAUUGAUAACAAGGCAUUGCAAGACACUUUUGCUGCCUUUGGUAAUGUACUUUCUUGCAAAGUCGCUCUUGACAGCACCGGUCAGUCGAAAGGAUAUGGUUUUGUGCAGUUUGAAAAUGAGGAAGCUGCACAGAAUGCGAUUCAACGGUUGAAUGGCAUGUUGUUAAAUGAUAAACAAGUUUAUGUUGGUCUUUUUGUUCGACGCCAAGAGAGGGCUCAUAAAAGUGUUUCACCUAAGUUCACUAAUGUUUAUGUCAAUAAUCUCUCUGAAAUCACAACUGAUGAGGACCUUAAGAAAGUUUUUGGCCGUUAUGGUACCAUCACCAGUGCAAUAGUUGUGAAGGACUCAAAUGGAAAGUCUAGAUGUUUUGGUUUUGUAAAUUUCCAGAUUGCAGAUUCUGCUGCUGCCGCAGUGGAGAAGUUGAAUGGGACCACCAAUGGUGACAAGGUUUGGUACGUGGGCAGAGCACAAAAGAGAUCUGAGAGGGAGGCAGAGUUGAAAACUAAAUUUGAACAGGAAAGAAUCAGUCGAUACGAAAAAUUGAGAGCUGCUAAUUUAUAUCUGAAAAAUCUGGAUGACAGUGUAAAUGAUGAAAAACUGAAGGAAUUAUUUUCUGAAUUUGGAACUAUAACAUCAUGCAAGGUAAUGCUUGAUCCGAAUGGGGUGAGCAAAGGCUCUGGUUUUGUUGCCUUUUCUUUGCCUGAGGAAGCUACAAGAGCUUUGAAUGAGAUGAACGGAAAGAUGAUUGGCCGGAAACCUCUCUAUGUUGCUGUGGCCCAACGCAAAGAUGAAAGAAAGGCUCGGCUGCAGGCACAUUUUGCUCAAAUCCGAGCACCUGGUGCAAUGUCACCUCUGCCUUCAGGAAUUCCUGGGUAUCAUCCUGGGGCACCUAGGCUUGGUCCUCAGCAGCUUUAUUAUGGUCAAGGUACUCCUGGUUUAAUGCCCCCUCAGCCCGCGGGAUACAGUUUUCAGCAACAAAUUUAUCCUGGAAUGCGUCCUGGUGGACCAAAUUUUAUAAUGCCAUAUCAAAUUCAAAGGCAAGGACAGCCAGUUCGGCCAAUGGGAGGUGUGAGACGAAGUGGAAACCCCCAACAAAUGCAGCAGUCGCAGGGACUUAGAUACCUGAACAAUGCAAGAAAUGGAAUCGAUCCAUCUGUUGUUUCAAUGAUGCCGAUGUCCUUUGAUGCUUCGGGAAUGCCUGUGACUCCUAUUGAAUCCCCGCGACCUGGGCCAGUACCAAUUUCAACGCUUACAUCUGCUUUGGCAUCUGCCAGCCCAGCUGACCGCACGAGGAUGCUUGGUGAACAGCUUUAUCCCCUUGUGGAGAGUGUUGAGCCUGUUCAUGUAUCGAAGGUGACUGGAAUGUUGCUGGAGAUGGACCAAACAGAGGUGCUCCAUCUUAUCGAGUCUCCAGAAGCUCUGAAGACGAAGGUGGCUGAGGCCAUGGCUGUUCUUCAGGAAGUUGCAGCAAGAUCUGAUGUUAACGAUAAGCUUGGCUCGUUGGCGCUGAAUGAAUGAAGUGCCUUUGAUUCUUCUUGGUAAAUACAUUGAUUUACAGGUUCCUGGUUUCGAGCUCAUUUUUUAAGGGCUGAUGCGCUGUCAUUGUUUCUGGGGUUUUCACCUAGGCUAAUUUUCUAGGUUUUUUUUUUUCCUUUGUGUUUGGUCAUUAACUUCCAGCAACUUGAUUGCUGCAAUUCUUUUAGGCUUUUGAUUCAGUAUGGAGUUUACUAAAGGUCUUAAGUUUUAGGAUUAUUAUCGGAUGUGUUUCCCUAUUUAUUUUUGCACAGAAUGUUUUUAUAUGAUUAACAUUAUAGGAUUUGAUUUGGGAUAUUGGUAAUAGUAUUUUAAUCUGACAUGUUCAUGUUUGUUU